GGACCGGCUGCGGUCCGUGCGGAGGCUGAGCCGGCCGCGGGCGCGACCGGAGGCAGUUUCAGUUACUAUGGCAAUGACGGCAGGGACUACAAGCACCUUUCCUAUGAGCAACCAUACCCGGGAGAGGGUGACUGUGGCCAAGCUCACAUUGGAGAAUUUUUACAGCAACCUAAUUCUACAGCAUGAAGAGAGAGAAACCAGGCAGAAGAAAUUAGAAGUGGCCAUGGAAGAGGAAGGAUUAGCAGAUGAAGAGAAAAAAUUACGCCGAUCACAACAUGCCCGAAAGGAAACAGAGUUCUUACGGCUCAAGAGGACCAGACUUGGCCUGGAUGACUUUGAGUCUCUGAAAGUUAUAGGAAGAGGAGCAUUUGGAGAGGUGCGGCUGGUCCAGAAGAAAGAUACAGGCCAUAUCUAUGCAAUGAAGAUACUGAGAAAAGCUGAUAUGCUCGAAAAAGAGCAGGUGGCCCAUAUCCGAGCAGAAAGAGAUAUUUUGGUAGAAGCAGAUGGUGCCUGGGUAGUGAAGAUGUUUUAUAGUUUUCAAGAUAAGAGGAACCUUUAUCUGAUCAUGGAAUUUCUCCCUGGAGGUGACAUGAUGACAUUGCUAAUGAAGAAAGAUACCUUGACAGAAGAGGAGACACAGUUCUACAUUUCAGAGACUGUUCUAGCAAUUGAUGCAAUCCACCAGUUGGGUUUCAUCCAUCGGGAUAUUAAACCAGACAACCUUUUAUUGGACGCCAAGGGUCAUGUAAAAUUAUCUGAUUUUGGUUUAUGCACGGGAUUGAAGAAAGCUCAUAGGACCGAAUUCUAUAGAAACCUUACACACAACCCGCCAAGUGACUUCUCAUUUCAGAACAUGAACUCAAAGAGGAAAGCAGAAACAUGGAAGAAGAACAGGAGACAGCUGGCAUAUUCCACAGUCGGGACACCAGAUUACAUUGCUCCAGAAGUAUUCAUGCAGACUGGUUACAACAAGCUGUGUGACUGGUGGUCUUUGGGAGUGAUUAUGUAUGAAAUGCUAAUAGGAUAUCCACCUUUCUGUUCUGAAACUCCUCAAGAAACAUAUAGAAAAGUGAUGAACUGGAAAGAAACUUUGGUAUUUCCUCCAGAGGUACCUAUAUCUGAGAAAGCCAAGGACUUAAUUCUUAGAUUUUGUAUUGAUUCUGAAAACAGAAUUGGAAAUAGUGGAGUAGAAGAAAUAAAAAGUCAUCCUUUCUUUGAAGGUGUAGACUGGGGGCACAUCAGGGAAAGGCCAGCAGCAAUCCCUAUAGAAAUCAAAAGCAUUGAUGAUACUUCAAAUUUCGAUGACUUUCCUGAAUCUGAUAUUUUACAACCAGUGCCAAACACCACAGAACCGGACUACAAAUCCAAAGACUGGGUUUUUCUCAAUUAUACCUAUAAAAGGUUUGAAGGGUUGACUCAGCGCGGCUCUAUUCCCACCUACAUGAAAGCUGGAAAAUUAUGAAUAAAGAUCACGUUCGCCCACAACCAAGAGAACUCAGGUAGCUGCAUCACCAGGCUUGCUUGGCAUAGAUACCAAUACACUGAAAUACUCCCGAAGACGGUGGUGCUUAUGACUACAAGAGGAAAUUCUACAGGAUUAGGAUUUCUAAGACUACUACAGGAAUUGGUUGGCAGUGCCAGCUGGCUUUUGUUUUUUUUUUUUUUUUAAUAUUUUAUUAUUUGUGUUAACUUUAUUAUACGAAGGUACUGGAAUAAAAGAAAUGUACGUCCCUUUUUAACUGCACUGCCUACACGCAUAUUAAGGUCCAUUCUGCCUGUGUGUGCCGUGGCUUUGUACUGUAACACCUCUGAUCAAUUCAGGAGAAACAUAUCAUUUAAAGCAACAUAGGCUAACCUGUAGGUAACACUGCAGUAUUGCUGUUUUACUGCAAAUCUUAUGGGUCUAGAUAAUCAAAAAAAGCCAUCUUCCAUAGUCGGUGUUAGAAUACUUGCCCUAUUGGUUUGGACGUCUAUAGAAUGAACAGACAUGAAGACAAUUUCUGUAAUGGUUUUAAGAAAUUUUAAAAAGGAAAUACACUGGUUAUUUAAAAAAUAGAAUUUAUCAUCAUGUUAUUUCACAAACUGCACAGUCGGGAGUGACAAGUUUAUACUAAAGAGGAACUUUAACACCUUCACUCAAACACUCCACUAAUAUAUUUACUUUGCAUUCAGAAAUACUGAUGACCUUUAUAUACGUAGUCUGUAUACUCAUAGGGAGAUGUACUGUAUUAUAUAAAAUGUAAAGUUGCUUUUCUUGUGACAAAAGGACUUCUUUUUUAACAAGAGGACAUGGCAUUAUUUUGAUUUGAUUAUGGUGAGUUGAAUUUAAGAAAUGACCAUGAAGGCUGCUUGUAGAACUGGUGUAUUUUUAUUAAACUAUUUUUUUAAAUGUCAAACUUCUGAUCAUGGAAAUGGACUUGUAGAGAACAAAGAGCUAUCUACUUUGGUUUUCUAGAAAGUUGUUACAUAUCAUGGCUGGUUAACUUUUCUUUUGUUUGGUGAAAAUCUUUCCUUUGAUAGUACUUGUAUUAUUGUGCCAUUAUUUUCUUACACUCCAAAUGUACCAAAGAUCCUGAACAGAGUGGAUGUUCACAACUGAGGAGAAAUUUCCUUUCCUGUGGGAAUGCCAUAUUCAGAUAUGACAGAUCUUUGAUAGUGCUCAGCUUAUUCAAGGGCAAUAUUGUUCAUGUUCAGCUACAUCACUAUGGUUAAACUACGUGGAAUUAAGGAAGUAAAUGCAGGCGGCGGUGGGGGGGCAGAUGAGGGGCGCCAGUGAGGUUGUAAGGAUAGGGGAGAUGAUGUCAGCAUCAAAUUCUCUAGCUCUUUCCUGAAGAAUUAAGUCACGCUUUUUAGCUCAACAUUUUAUUCUAAAAUGACUCUCUGAGGUUUUGGCUUUGUAAGUACUAGUUAAGGAACAAUACUUUAUCAAAGAAUGACCUAAUGUUUGUCUUAACUGUUAAUUGAUACAAUUGUAACCAUGAUCUGUGAUCAAAAUCGAAAGUGAUGGUUUAUUUGUAGCUAUGUUCUUCUUAAUGGGGAAGAACUGCACAGGAUCAUUAUGCAAAUCUACAGAAGCUUUUAUAAAUGCUGCUGCUAGGUAGCUCCACAAUAUUUCAACAAGGCCAUGCUGGUUGGUUCGUUGGUUGGUUGGUUGGAUUUUCUACCCCCCCCCCCCCCCCCGUUCUCUCUCUUUCCUUCUUCUUUCCACUCUUUCUUUCUAGUAUUUGUUUGGUACUUAUUAUAUGUUCAUCUAAUAGUUCAUCUCCAUUUUUCUCAUUUGGAUCAUGUGGCUGAGUAUCUAGGAGAGAGAACUAUUAAAAUUCUAGGGUUAUCUCAAUUUGACCAGCUCUGGUUCUUCUAAUUAUAACUCCCUCUAACUUUAAAAAAUGCUGUAACUGCUACUCAGUUUUAUGAGAUUUUUCUCACCCCACCGCAUCCCCCCACCUUUUAAAAAAGACUGACUGUUUUGCUAGUGUAAUAAUGAAUGAGUAAGACAGGAGGAAACUGCAUCAUUUUCUAGUUGUAAUAUGGUAACUAUUCUAGCACAGAAAAAUGUCAUUAAUAAUUCAAGUUGACCAUGGAGGGGGGUUUCCUAGAAUGGAACUGAAUUACCUGUUUGAUUUUUAAUCAAAUAAGAGAAGAGCAUGUUGUUUUCCAUCUCCCUCAUUUUUAUUAGCAGGAAGAACUUGGAAAUAAUUAUGAUUUCUUGGCAGUGGAAGGGCAGUUCUGGAAAGUUGACUUUGUUUAGAGUCUCAUUUUUCUCUGGAGUUAACAGAGUGAUUCACAAUCUUUGGGGUUUCCUCCUCGUCAUAAGCAUUUCUUAAGUGCCUAUCUAAAAGCAAUUAAAGACUGUGUCUGCCCUUUGGAAGCUAAGAAUUUGAGUCAUGAUGCAAAUUAGCUAGGUAAUUUGCAGAGUACCCUCAAGAUCAAAUUUUCUCUAUUAUACACUUACCAUGUUUCAGGUGAACCAUUUAAUUUAAAUGACAAAACCCUAUCUAAUCAACUGGGCAUAAUGACAUUUUCUUUAAAUUAGACUCUAUUUUGAAUUAAAGAGUUUUAUUAUAAACUGUGUGUUUUUGGUUUUUCUAAGUAUAUAGAAAGCUUGUAUAAAUCAGAUUUAUUGAUUUCCUGAUUUAAUGUAGACUUCAACUUUUUUAUUAAAAAAACCUUUGUAUUAAAGCAAGUUAUGUUAUUUUUCUUUUAUGCUUUUCUUACUAACAUACUUUAAAUUUAUUGAAGCAUAGUGCUAUCUAAAAACAAGGAAUUUCUUAUAAAACAACCUUUUCUGAAUGAAAUAUAUAGCUGAUUUUAAUAAGCUAAUAGCUGAAUGAAAAAUAACAUGUGGAAAAUACAAACUUCCUUUGGUUGCUAAGUCUGAAGAUAGGGUUUCAUUUAUUUCUAUAAUAUCAUACUAUUUCUGUUUUUAAAACAUCUAUAGAUCUUUGUGUAAAUCAGUAAAUGUAAAAAUUUUUUAAGUUCAUUAAUUUUUGAGGUUUUUUGGUAGAAAACCUUUAGACAAUCAAAUCAUAUCUACUGGUAGAAGAACCAGCUAUCCAUCUUUUGAUGAUCUAAUGAGUUGAGAUUUUAAUCAGGAGAGAAGUCCCCUAGCAACUAAAUCAUAUUCGCUCUGAGGUGUUAAGUUUCAGAAUAUUCAGAACAACUGUUUUGCUAUAACCAUGACUAUUUCUUCUCGUCUUUAUUUAACAUAUAUUUUCUCUUUAGAAGUGCACUUAUUUCUAAAAAGUUUUAAUGAAACACUUAGAACAAACAUAAAUACGAAACACUUGGGACUACUAGAUAUAUUUUAGAUUUUUAUGAAAAAAUGUGAGGGCACAUUGCCACUUUAAGCAGAAAUGAAGUAAUAAAAAUAGUUCUUAGUUUUUUUUAAAAAAGCAAUAUAAAUUAUUCAGCAGUUGUCUAGAAAAACGAUCAUCAGGCUGUCAAGUGCUGUGUGUAGUUACCGAGUUUCAAAAAAAUGUUUUGGUGACAUGAGGCCUUUUUCAUUGAAGGUAAGAAAAGAAUAAAAACUAUGUUUAUAAUA
Molecule: messenger RNA, 5041 nt
Organism: Neogale vison (American mink)
Lineage: Eukaryota; Metazoa; Chordata; Mammalia; Carnivora; Mustelidae
Gene: STK38L
Product: serine/threonine kinase 38 like
Exons: 14
Coding region: 68-1462 (464 amino acids)
Biological process (GO): intracellular signal transduction; peptidyl-serine phosphorylation
Molecular function (GO): ATP binding; protein serine/threonine kinase activity
Source: RefSeq, a predicted model, not a curated record